Molecule: messenger RNA, 621 nt
Organism: Chenopodium quinoa (quinoa)
Lineage: Eukaryota; Viridiplantae; Streptophyta; Magnoliopsida; Caryophyllales; Amaranthaceae
Product: N66 matrix protein-like
Exons: 2
Coding region: 1-621 (206 amino acids)
Source: RefSeq, a predicted model, not a curated record
AUGGCUGAGAACGCUGCCUUAGCUGAUGCUAUUCGUUUGUUGGCUGAAAAUGUGAUCCAAAACCGGGGAGACCAAGUCGAACCCCAAGCUGAAAUGUUUGCUCCUGAGGUAGUACCAACUGAAGAGCUGAAGGCUCAGAGGUUUGAGCAUGGAUUGACUGAUGAGUUAAAGAAGGACCUAGCCGAAAAAGUUUUUAAAACCCUUGACAAGGUUUAUGAGAGAGCUGCCCAUCCGUACCAUCUGAAUACUAGGACUUCUAGUGCGAGUGCUAAAGCUGGGGAGAAAAGGAAGGACUUUGGGAAAUUUGAGAACCAGAGUAACUUUAGGAGGUCUAGAAAUGGGAACUCGUUUGAUAGGGGUAACCAGAAUGUUAGCAGUUAUUCCAAUGGUAACAAUGGAGAGAGAACCUACCACUGUAAGAGGUGUAGAAGGAACCACACUAGGAGAGACUGUGAUGGGAAUUUGGUGACCUGCCGGUUCUGCAACAAAAGGGGACACAGGAAGUAUGAGUGGUACACCAAGCAGAAACAACAGGGAAAUGGUGGAAAUGGUGGGAAUGGUGGGAACACCCAGCAGAGGCCUAACAGUUUCAAUAACCAGGGGAAUAGGGGAAAUGGUUAG